Molecule: messenger RNA, 2131 nt
Organism: Caenorhabditis angaria
Lineage: Eukaryota; Metazoa; Nematoda; Chromadorea; Rhabditida; Rhabditidae
Source: the annotation of a GenBank genome assembly
AUGAGUGUAAGUUGUUUGUUUUCAGAAAAAAAAUGUUAAGAAAAAGAAGAAUUUUCAGCUUACAAAUGGGAAAUUUGGCGAUAUCGUCAAUAAAAAGACAGUUAUCUCAAUUGCAGCGGGAAUUGGUGUUGGGGUGUUUUUGGCGAAUUUUGUGCGAUUGUAAGUUUUGUCAUCAGAGGGAAGGAAACUAGAAUUGAUUGGAAAUAUUUGUAUUAUUCAGGCGAAGUCGAACGAAAACACAAAGCAUUUCUGAAGAGCUAGUAGUCGCCGAUUUUUCACCAUCAGAGUUGCGAAGAUCGCAAAGUGGCCGAGGUUUCCGGCCGGGUUCUUCACAAGCACAAGGCUCGCUACGCUCAAGCAUGCGACAAAACUCUUCAAGAAGUCUUAGCCAAAAUCCAAUUGAGGCAGAUAUCACAAAUGGGCAGGAAAUGUGUGUAGAACUUCGAAAAACCGUGGAAAGAGUCUAUAAUAGUUUAGAACUUGUGAAAAAUCGAAGUAGCAAAGAUAUGGAAAGAUCAUUGAAGAUUGAAGGAAUUCUAAAUAGUUUGAAGCAAGUCGAGGGGGAGAUUGGCAAGCUUUUACCCCAAUUAGAUGAGUAUAGUAAUGAUAAUUUCGAAUAUCAUUCCGCAUACGCUCCAAGUGUCAGAACCGGAAGAUCUCGAACACUAUCAGUUUUAUCUGAUGACUCUUUCCGAAGUGCGGUUGAAGAAUUUGGCGUCGAAAUUGAUGACAUUGAUUUUAUAUCCGAGGCAAAAAAUCUGCAACAAAACGAAUUGAUUUUCUAUCAAGAAGGGAUGAAUGCGGCGUGCAAUGGGGAAGUGAAAUAUCGAAAAUCUCGCGCAGAAUUGUGUAAAUGUGAAAGUGAGACGGAUUUUGCUGCAAAAUUGUAUUGUAUUCGAUUGGCGUUGACGAAUACGUUGAAGGAUGAGCAUAAACGAGUUUGGUUGGCGAAAUGUAGCAGAACUUUGUUGGCUGAUUUUAUUCGGCAUACCAGACAGGUUGGAAAAUGUUCAAAUAUUGAUGAAUGAUACUCAAAAUGCAUUUACUUCACAAAAAAUUGAAGUUGAAUAUAAAUUUCAGAAAGAUAUAUGUGGCCGAACUAUUUUGGGUGGCCGAGAAAUGUCGGGAAUUCGGUCAAAGCAACAAACGCGCUCCCCUAAUUUUGCAAAUAUUAUCGAAAAUCUCAUGCGCUCCACCGAAAUAAACACGCAACGCAGACCGCGUCGCGCCACAACACACACAAAAAACGGGAAUUUGAAUCGUUCCCUUAUUUGUGUGUCGUGGCGCGGCGCGGUCUGCGUUGCGUGUUUAUUUCGGUGGAGCGCGUGGAGAUUUUCGAUAAUAUUUUGAUUAUUGGAGCGAGUUUUGUCGCUUUGGCCGAAUUCCCGACAUUUCUCGGCCACAUAUCUUCUGAAAUGUAUUUUCAACUUCAAUUUUUUGUGAAGUAAGUGCAUUUUUAAGUUAAAUUUAUCAACAUUUGAAUAUUUCUAAAAGUUGCCGGGCCAUUAAAAAAAUAUGUUUUUCCCAGGACCCCGUAAAGUUCUUCAACGCCUUCGACAACAUGCUAAACUUCGUCUCCGCCGAACAAAACCACGACCAACUCAAAGAAGACAUCGAAGUGCGCGGUGUCACCGAAAUCGGCUUCUUCGACGUUGUCGUCGAUUUCAUCAUCCUCGACUCAUUCGAAGAUCUCAAAUCGCCACCGUCUGCCAUCUAUUCGGUGACUAAAAACUAUUUCAUGUCAAAUUCGAUGAAAUAUUCCACACUGAACACGGUGAUUUGGUCGAUUAUCAAGUCGAAAAGACAGCGAUUGAAGAAUCCCGAUGGAUUUAUAUCGAAGUUCUAUGAUAUUUCGGAGACUGUGAUGCCGGCGAUUACGUUGGGAUUUUUGGGAACUGAUGAGAGGUUGGGAGAACUUUGCCAGUAUUUUAAGGUAAGGCAAAAAUUCCCGAUGAAUCCCAAUUUUCUCAUCUUCCAGGAACAAAUCAUCCAAUUCGUCCUGGACAUUUUCAACACCCAAAAAGUUUGCUAUCGAUCUUUGGAUGAGAUGUCGGAAGAUGUUUGGAUUGUGAUGAGAAAUCGAUUGGAGGCCGUGCAGACUAGAAUGAGCAAUGAAUUAUUGCCCGCUUAG